AUGUCAGCUCAGGCAGACGACUUGCUUCUCAGCCUCCAGUCUUCACUCCGCAAUGCGCUUGCAACGUUCGGCGCCAACAGCACUCAGUACCGUACCAUCAAGCUGAUAGUUGACGAGUAUGAGGCUAAGCUCGCUAUGGAGGGGCUUUCGAUCUCUUCAAGCGAGCCACAAGAGAACGGCGAGAAGAUGCAGACAGGCUAG
Messenger RNA from Alternaria arborescens, 201 nucleotides. RefSeq lists its product as hypothetical. NCBI's taxonomy places the organism in Eukaryota, Fungi, Ascomycota, Dothideomycetes, Pleosporales, Pleosporaceae. The coding region runs from base 1 to 201 and encodes 66 amino acids. The record is from RefSeq and is a predicted model, not a curated record. The transcript has 2 exons.